This is a messenger RNA of Penicillium waksmanii, 2880 nucleotides long. Its product is annotated as alanine--tRNA ligase. Gene Ontology annotation, biological process: tRNA modification; alanyl-tRNA aminoacylation. The transcript is spliced from 6 exons. Gene Ontology annotation, molecular function: nucleic acid binding; amino acid binding; ATP binding. The record is from RefSeq and is a predicted model, not a curated record. NCBI's taxonomy places the organism in Eukaryota, Fungi, Ascomycota, Eurotiomycetes, Eurotiales, Aspergillaceae. Gene Ontology annotation, cellular component: cytoplasm; mitochondrion. The coding region runs from base 1 to 2880 and encodes 959 amino acids.
AUGGCGUCUGACAAUAGUCCUGAAUGGACCGCUCCAAAGGUCCGAGAGACUUUCCUGAAUUAUUUCAAGGAGAAUGGUCAUACUUUUGUUCCCUCCUCGGCCGUCGCGCCUCUCUCCGACCCAACCCUCCUCUUCACCAAUGCUGGCAUGAACCAGUUCAAGUCGAUUUUCCUCGGUACCGUUGACCCGCAGUCAGACUUUGCGAAAUUAAAAAGUGCAGUGAACUCGCAAAAGUGUAUUCGUGCCGGUGGAAAACACAAUGAUCUGGACGAUGUCGGCAAGGACAGCUACCACCAUACCUUCUUCGAGAUGCUCGGUAACUGGAGUUUCGGCGACUACUUCAAGAAGGAAGCCAUUAACUACUCGUGGACUUUGCUCACCAAGGUCUAUGGCCUGCAACCUGACCGCCUAUAUGUCACUUACUUCGAAGGCGAUGAGGCCAGUGGCGUGGAACCUGACCUGGAGGCAAAGGAGUUAUGGAAAUCCGUGGGUGUUCCAGAGGCAAACAUCCUCUCUGGCAACAUGAAAGAUAAUUUCUGGGAGAUGGGUGACCAAGGCCCCUGCGGUCCUUGCAGUGAGGUGCACUAUGACCGCAUCGGUGGCCGAAAUGCCGCCCACCUGGUCAACAUGGAUGACCCCAACGUGCUGGAGAUCUGGAACAACGUCUUCAUCCAAUACAACCGCGAGGCAGACCGUUCCUUGCAACCUCUCCCCAACAAGCACGUCGACACUGGACUGGGAUUCGAGCGUCUGGUUUCUAUCCUGCAGGAUAAGUCAUCUAACUACGAUACCGACGUCUUCACACCUAUCUUCCAGACCAUCCAAGAGACCACCGGAGCUCGGGAAUACCGCGGCAAAUUUGGUGCCGAAGAUGCCGAUGGUAUCGAUACUGCUUACCGUGUAGUGGCGGACCAUGUGCGAACUCUCAUGUUUGCUAUCUCCGAUGGUGUCGCCCCUAACAAUGAGGGUCGUGGUUAUGUCAUCCGUCGUGUUCUGCGCCGAGGAGCUCGCUUCGCGCGUAAAUAUUUCCAAGUCGAAAUCGGCAGCUUCUUCUCCAAGCUCGUGCCCACUGUUGUCGAGCAGCUUGGCGAGAUGUUCCCCGAGCUAACGAGAAAGCAGCAGGACGUGAUGGAGAUUCUGGAUGAGGAGGAAUUGUCAUUUGCCAAGACUUUGGAUCGGGGCGAGCGUCAAUUCGAACAAUACGCCCAGCAGGCCAAGGUCAAGGGCGAUGACAAGCUCCACGGGGCUGAUGUUUGGAGACUUUAUGACACUUUCGGUUUCCCCGUUGACUUGACCCAAAUCAUGGCUGAGGAACGUGGCCUUCGCAUCGACGAUGUUGAAUUCGAAGAAGCACGCCUGAAGGCCAAGGAGGCCAGCAAAGGACAGAAGAAGGCGGCCGCAAGUGCCGUCAAGCUUGAUGUCCACGAUAUCAACAAGCUGGAGAAAAUGAGCGGUGUUACGAAGACGGACGAUUCGGCCAAAUUCGGCAGGGAAAACAUUACUGCCCAUGUCAAGGCCAUCUACCAUGCUAGAAGUUUCCAUGAAAAUACCGAUAGCAUCCCCGAGGGCGAGCAACUUGGGCUCAUCCUCGACAAGACCAACUUCUAUGCUGAGCAGGGUGGCCAGGAAAGUGACACCGGCAAGAUUGUCAUUGACGGCCAGGCCGAGCUUGAGGUUGGUGAUGUCCAGACCUACGCUGGAUACGUUCUCCACACCGGUUUCAUGAAAUAUGGUAAACUGUCCGUGGGUGACUCUGUCAUCUCUGAGUAUGACGAACUCCGCCGCUGGCCGAUCCGGAACAACCACACCGGUACUCACAUUCUCAACUUUGCCCUGAAGGAAGUUCUGGGCGAUGGAAUCGACCAGAAGGGUUCCCUUGUCGCAGCCGAGAAGCUCCGAUUCGACUUCUCUCACAAGGCCGCGGUUUCCGACACCGAUCUGGAGAAGAUUGAAGCAAAGGCUACCGAGUACAUCCGCCAAAAUUGCACCGUCUAUUCCCAAGAAGUCCCUCUGGCCACUGCUCAGCAGAUUUCCGGCGUCCGAGCCGUUUUUGGCGAAACCUACCCCGAUCCCGUCCGUGUUGUCUCUGUUGGCGUUGAGCUGGAAGAAAUCCUGCGUGAUGUGAAGGAUCCCCGCUGGAAGGAGGUCAGCAUCGAGUUCUGCGGCGGAACCCACGUCCAGAAGACCGGCGAUAUCAAGGACCUGAUCAUUCUGGAAGAGAGCGGAAUCGCCAAGGGCAUCCGUCGUAUUAUCGCCGUCACUGGCGAAGAGGCUCACGAGGUCCAGCGUCUAGCCCAAGAAUUUGGACAGCGCCUUGACCGAUUGGAUGGCCUGGCUCUUGGAGCCGAGAAGGAACGUGACGCCAAGCAAAUCCAAGUGGACCUCAACCAACUUGUGAUCUCCGCUGUGCAGAAGGCGCGAUUCCGUACUCGUUUCACUGCUAUCAACAAGCAGGUCCUUGAUGGACAAAAGGCUCAACAGAAGCUUGAGGUUAAGCAGGCCGUUGACGCUAUCAACUCCCAUUUCCAAGACCCUGAGAACAAAGAUUCCUCGUGGUUUGUCGUGAAGCUGCCCAAUCCGGCCAGCGCGAAGGCUGUCAGCGAGUCUAUCAACCACGUCAAGUCGAAAAUGCAGAACAAGAACGUAUAUGUUAUGGCUGUUGACUCUGAGCACACCCGCGUUGCUCAUGGCUGCUUCGUGUCCAAGGAACUUGGUGACCAAGGUGCAUCUGCUACAGAAUGGGCCGCUGUCGUUUCCGGCGCCGUUGGAGGCAAGGCUGGAGGUAAAGGAGCAACCUCUCUUGGAAACGGUACCAACCCAGACAAAAUUGACGAGGCUGUCUCGCUUGCAACUGAAUAUUUGAGCAAAUUCAAGAUCUAA